AUGACACCCCCAACUCGAGACUCAAGAGUCACAACACUAGCGCAGAUUGUGAGGGGCUCUCUCCGGAGGGCGAGGGUAUUUAGAGACCGCCAGAAUCCGCUGGCAUACCCGGACGAUGUGCUUCAUGAACGAUAUAGAUUCUCAGCUGAGGGAAUUCCUUACCUUUGCCAGCUGAUCGAGGCAGACGUCCGCGAUGUAACCCGCCGAAGCCAGGCCCUCACAAUCGAGCAAAUUAUGCACUUGUCAUUGCAUUACUUUGCCAGUGGACAAUAUAUGUAUUCCAUCGGUGAUGCUGAAAACCUCAGUAAGAACACUGUAUGUCGUAUGAUUCGCAAAGUGGUACUUGCCCUAACCAAACUGUUGAAUGCAUUUGUCGUGUUCCCUGGGCAUUUAACCGCACUUCAGAUCAAAGAAGGGUUUUAUGCAAUCGCAGGUUUCCCAAGAGUAAUAGGAGCCAUUGACUGCACUCACAUCCGAAUCAGUGCACCCCUGGGAGAGCAUGAGGGGGAUUAUGUGAAUAGAAAAUCCUUCCAUAGCAUCAACCUAUUAGGUGAUGUGAAGAUAAAGAUGAAUAUAGUGACGUUUCAGGAAGUUAUAGUUUCUAAACCCUUCUUACUGGAGGAAAUGCCAGAGUGA
Messenger RNA from Neoarius graeffei (lesser salmon catfish), 636 nucleotides. Its product is annotated as putative nuclease HARBI1. Bases 1 to 636 code for a protein of 211 amino acids. The record is from RefSeq and is a predicted model, not a curated record. Lineage: Eukaryota; Metazoa; Chordata; Actinopteri; Siluriformes; Ariidae. The transcript is spliced from 4 exons.